Rubroshorea leprosula is the source of this 1771-nucleotide messenger RNA. The record is from the annotation of a GenBank genome assembly. NCBI's taxonomy places the organism in Eukaryota, Viridiplantae, Streptophyta, Magnoliopsida, Malvales, Dipterocarpaceae.
GGGGAUGGUCAGUGGUAUGGUUUACGGUCCUAUAGUCUAUAUGGUUUGUGGAGAGACUAAAAAUUAUUUAGAGAUGAGGAUUUUGAUUGGGAAGGGGUUGUGCAAUUAGUCAAACUCAGAUCUUUUUAUUGGCUUAAUGCGAAAGGAUGGCCCAACUUGUCAAAAGAAAUCUGGUGUUUCUUCACCCAAAAUGGCAUUAAUGGACAAAGGAUUAUAACAACGUCAAUUGUGGGGUCAAGGAAUCUCGAAGUCCCAAACCUCCCGUUUUCCCAAGGAUUCUGUCCCUCGGGGAGUUUCCAAUCAAAAUGGUAAAGCAGAUUCGCAGGUUCAGGCUCAAUAAUGGCAGGAGCAGAAGAAAUGCGAACACACAUCCUUCUACCAGCACCAAAUGGUAUAAAUUCAAAGCCACUACCUUUAUAAUCAGCUGUGCUGUCCAAAAAUCUCUCAGGGUGUAAUCUCAAGGUUUCUUUGAUUACUAGAUUUAAGUACUUCAGCUCCCUUAUGCCUGCUUCAUCGGCACUACCUUCUCUGGGAAAGACACGCCUCACCUCAGGCUGUGCCUUUUCCACUACUCUCAGAUUUUUUAGCAUUUCUGACAUUGCCCAUUCCACAAUGACGGUUGAUGUCUCGUCACCACCCAUGAAUAUAUCCUGAAAUUGCAUUUGUUAAUUUACAUAAAUUAAGAAAUCAAGUUUUUUCAAAUCACAUAAGGCGGCAGUGUUGGUAAUUACCAUUAUAACAGCUUUGAUGUUGUCUGUUUUAAAGGGCAUUUCAAGUUUUCCAUGCUCUUGAAGAUCCAAAAGCACAUACACAAGAUCAUCUAUUUCAAUCCAUCUGCUAGCUCUCUUAGCUUUGUGUUCCAUGAUGAUGUUUUCAAGGAUUCCGUCUGCUUUGUGAUGCAGAUUCUUGGAUUUAGGACUCAUUAUUGCAUGGAUAAGAUGAAGUAACUUCAUGGAAGGGAAGAGACCAACGAGACUCAAGCCUGCAAAUAAUUCCACAAUGUCCGGACCAAGCUUCCUGAAUUAAUUCUUCAUGGUGCUUGGACUUUCCACCGAGGGCAGCCCUUGAAAUGACGGUAAGUCCUGUGGAGUAUAGCAUGCAUGUCUUUAAGGUUGAUAACACAUCCUGCCUCUAAUGAGAUGCCUCUAAUUAAAUUCGAUACCUCUUCUUCCCUCACUGGUCUGAAUGAUCGAAAUGUGCGCAUGGGACUCAGCAGCUCGGUUGUGCAUAUUUUUUUCAGUUGUUGCUAGUAGUCUCCAUAUGGUGCAAGUCUAAGGUCCGAAUAAUUGUAAGUCAGUAACUUGAGAGAAUGGAGACGGGGCCAGCUAGCGAAAAUGAGGUCAUGAGUCUUGAGCACAUCUCUAGCAGUUUCUAGUGAGGAGAAGACGGAGGUUGGGACUUCUCCGAGUUGCAGGUGCAUUACAGGACCAUAUCUCUUGGCCAAGUCCCUCAGGCAGUGAUGAGGAAGACUUUGAGGAGUCUCCUGAUUUUCUAGAAAUCCUCAAGACCACGACUAUGAAGAAGACAAAGGUGAGAAGGAAAGGAUAGAAGGCAACUUGCAAGUUUUUCAUCUCCAUUUCAACUGUGGAGGGAGACGAGGGGAUUUGACGUCUAUCUUUUUUCCUCCUUUAACUUGUAUACUGGUGGCUGUGUUUCACAUAAAAAAGCUUCACAACUGAUUGACUUCAUGGACGUGAAUUUGAUUUUUAACCAAUUAUGCAAUUAGAACUUUGGUUUAAAUAGAUGUUAAGAAGAAAAGAACUUUGUGUCA